Messenger RNA from Triplophysa rosa, 3979 nucleotides. RefSeq names its product transmembrane protein 121Ab (gene tmem121ab). The record is from RefSeq and is a predicted model, not a curated record. Lineage: Eukaryota; Metazoa; Chordata; Actinopteri; Cypriniformes; Nemacheilidae. Bases 1245 to 2195 code for a protein of 316 amino acids. The transcript is spliced from 2 exons.
GAGAGAGAGAGAGAGAGAGAGAGAGAGAGAGAGAGAGAGAGAGAGAGAGAGAGUUAGAGAGAGAGAGAGAGAGAGAGAGAGAGAGAGAGAGAGAGAGAGAGAGAGAGACAGAGAGAGAGAGAGAGAGAGAGAGAGAGAGAGAGAGAGAGAGAGAGAGAGAGAGAGAGAGAGAGAGAGAGAGAGAGAGAGCAUUCGGGAAGGAGGCGAAUUGCAUCGUUGUUUCAAACGCGUGCAGCUGCGAGCGGAUCAGGUUAGACGCUGGAAACCAAACAGGCUUUUGCCAUCUGCAAACCAUCUCAAGGCUUUUCCUCUCGACAUCAACCGUCUUCAGAGCUUGCACAGACUGACGUCUCACUACAUGGGUUGGAUUUAUAUUCAGUGAAGACUCAUGGAAUCGUAUGGUGGAUGGAUUGCCAUCUCCUCCUGGAAUAAAAGAGUCAUUCAGUCGUUCUGUAUCAGAGACCGCGAGUGAGCGCAGGUCGUGCCAGAGAAAGAGGAAAGGAUGCAACUGAAGCCCAGUAAAAGAGCUUUGCCCCGAGGGAGCCUCACCGAGAUGUCAGGUCCCGGGGGCCACUGACCCUUUGUCCAAAUGAUCUAUGGCUAAAAACCAGCCGCUCCAUCCGCUGCGUUCAGUCCCUGCAUCCAAAACACAAAAAUCAUUUAAAAGGUUUUCUUUGCGGUACCACGUAAACCAGAACCGGCUUACGGAGGAGAGGACUGUACUUUACCUCGAGGAACUCUGACCCCGAUGCAUCCUCUCAUCACCUUCCGUUACCAUGACGACGAGAGAGAGGAUUACCGCAUGUCAUCUGAGAAUGCUGAGGUUGUGCGGUCCGACGCGAUCGAUACGACCCCACUGAUAAAUGAGCGGAUUUCUCGUGCGUUGGGUCGGAGAAGAAUCAUCUGCCAGGACGGAGAUUGCGCAAUUAGCUUGGCUAUUUAUGAGUUGUGUUACCGUGGCGAUGUACUGCAGUACAAACUUUGUAUCGUUUAACACCGUUUCUCAAGAAUCAGAAUCGAUACACGACCCUGGCCAAGCUAUGAAUCAAACUGUCAGCUGGUGGCAAAUGGGUUUUGGGGAGAAUCCUGUCUUCGCGGGUGUACCUUUGGACUUUUAGAAAUUAAAGCUCUCUCCGACCGGAUACGUAAACGUCCCGUAUUUAUUUUCAAACUGUGCCCAAAAAGCAAAUCAACGGAGGGGACGACGUUACCGCGAGCGAGCGCAUGCCGUGGUGGCCCUCAGCAUGGUGUUGCCACCACCGGACAAGCGGCAUGUGUGUCUCACCACCUUCGUCAUCAUGACAAGCAUGGCCUUCAUGGACGCCUACCUAGUGGAGCAGAACCAGGGCCCGCGCAAGAUCGGCGUCUGCAUCAUUGUGCUGGUGGGAGACGUCUGCUUUCUCAUAGUCCUCCGUUACGUGGCGGUGUGGGUGGGUGCGGAGGUGCGGACGGCCCGGCGCGGCUACGCCAUGGUCCUCUGGUUCCUCUACAUCUUCGUUCUGGAGAUCAAGCUUUACUUCGUCUUCCAGAACUGUAAGGCCGACCGCAAGAGUUUGGAGACGGUGGCCAGGAAGGCGUUGACUCUGUUGCUAUCCGUGUGCGUGCCGGGUCUCUAUCUGGUUCUGGUGGCUCUGGACAGCAUGGAAUACGUUCGGACCUUUAGGAGGAAAGAGGACAUGAGGGGCCGGCUCUUCUGGGUGGCCCUGGACUUGUUGGACUUGCUCGACAUGCAGGCGAACCUCUGGGAGCCCCAGCGGACGGGUCUGCCCAUUUGGGCGGAAGGUUUGAUGUUCUUCUACGGUUACAUUUUGCUGCUGAUUCUCCCCUGCGUGUCUUUGAGCGAGAUCAGCGUUCAGGGCGACCACGCGUCUCCGCAAAAGAUGAUGCUGUAUCCUCUCCUCAGUCUGGUCACCAUCAACGUCGUCACCAUCCUCAUACGUGGAGUCAACAUGGUGCUCUUUCAGGACAGCCGGGUUUCAACCAUCUUCAUCGGAAAGAACGUGGUGGCCAUCGCCACCAAGGUGUGUACCUUCCUCGAGUAUCGGAAACAGACGAUGGAAUUCCCCGCUCGGGAGAACGCCUCCGGUAUUCCCAUGGAAGUCCAGCAGAACUCUGUAGGACACGGACAGGCUUUGCCCAACGCUACGAGCCUUCCGCACGAACCCACUCCAGCGCGAGAGAUCAUGGAUACAUGACAUGACAUAAGAAAACACAAAACGUAUGUUUGGCACAGUUGUAAGAGAAAGUGACUCAUUUCAUGUCAACUCAACCAGAAGUUGGAAUUUUGCUUUAUCAUAGACGUCUCAUGAUGAAAUGUUAACGUUAAACCCAAAUUGUACAAUCAUACCGUGUAUAUGAUAAAAAAUAAAGAAAGGAUCCGAGAUGAAACGUACACAUUUGAAGUCGAAACAAGACCCUAGAAUAUAAUAAUAUAAAACUAACGACAACUCAAAAAAAUUGUCAACACUCUCUAAAGAAAAUAAAACAUUGAGAGAUGUCAUGUUUUAAUUUAACAGGAUUUGUAUGAUCGCGGUACAUAAAGAGAGAUUUUUUAUAUGAAUGAAAGAAUAGUGUAGUGUAAUAUAAAGCCAAAUGUUAGAACAUUUUUAAGAUGCAUAAAUCAACACUUUUUUAAAUAAAUGGAUCCGGAGGUGACCAAUCAGGGCAAAAGCUCACCAAAAAAAUAUAUAAAUUAUUUUACAGAAUAGUGCAAAAAAUGUCAAAGUGCACGAUGCAAGACGUUUAAGUCAUUAAAACUGUAUAAAAGGGAUAGUAAAAAUUCUGUCAUUUACUCACUCUUUUGUCAUUUCAAACCUGUAUGACUUUCUUUCUUGCGCAGAACACAUUAGAAGAUAUUUUGAAGAAUGUUGUUAACUGGACCCCAUUCAUUUGCAUUGGUUUUGUGUUCAUACAAUAGAAGUGAAUGGGAUCCAGUGCUGUUCGUUUCCCAACUUUCUUUAAAAUAUCUUCUUUCGUGUUCUGCGGAAGGAAGGAAGUCAUUAGGUUUGAAACAACAAGAUGAUGAGUAAAUAAUGACAGACUUUCCUUUUUUGGGUGAUUUAUCACUUUAAAGUCAUAAUUUGUUUGGGUGAAUCGUUUAGUCUAGACCAUUUUUUUAACAAAAACAUCUGACAUCCUUGACUAUUUCAUAUGUAGCCUAAAGAUUGACCUUUGAGCUGAAAGAAUUAUAAGUGAUGUAAUAGGUGUCUCCCCUUUUAACAAAUGGCCACCACAAAUGCAGCUAAAAAGGAUGAUUUUUCAUAUUAUGACCACAAAAAUCUGCUGGCAAUGCGUUCAUACCUUAAUCAGACCUCAACACUAAAAACAAACACAAUUUUAUGAAAAAGUCUUCCAUACAUGUUUUCUUGAUAUAUAAGAGUCAUACAAUAAUUGUAGAGGAGACACUAGAAGAUCAGACAGAGCACAUGAAUGGUGUCUAAAAAUGAGAAAAGAAAAGACUCUAUUUACUCACUCCUGACAGAAGUUGAGUUGAUAUGAAAUGACUUCUGUCGGCUCCUUUGACACAGCGAGAAGCUGAAGCAUUGUGGGGUUUCUAUUUCUGUUACGGUCUAGUGACUUACAGUAUGAGGUCAAAUAAAAGUGGGGGCACAGUAAAGACUGCUGUACAAAAUAUUUCUCACGUCCAUCGGCUGUGUCUGAUGUUCAGGUGACAUCAGAUAUUUAUCUCUUUUACACACAUCCUGAAUGGAGAUUUAGCACUGCGCGUGUAUGAGUUUGUGUUGGCUUUACAGAUAUUAGUAUAUUUGAAAGACUGAACAGAGGAGGACGAGAGAGGUACAGUAUAAAAAUAAUAAUCGUGCAGAUAACCAUUAUGGAGUUGCUUUCCCUCAGAAAAUAAAAACAGAGAAUGCACUUCUUGGAUCGUAUAUGGAUACGUAAAUUAUUAUUAUUUAUUAUUAUUAUUGUGUACUUGCUUUUUUUACGUUUUUGUUCAAGGAUUCAGCUGUUUAAUAAAAAA